GCUGGCAAUGAUAGGUGUCACUGUCACACACAAUUGUUUUGCUCGAAUUUCGAGGUUAGGUUAUUAAUUAUCACUAUUUCACUGCGUGGUCUUGUUUAUUCUAUACAAUUAAAUUAUUUUCGCUAUAAUCAAAAAUACUAUAAUGUAUUUGAGAUAUUACCUAAAUGAAAAUGGCGACAGGCAGUAUACGUUGGCGACUGUUGACCCGUUCGGAAAGCCAACUUUAUCAGCCCAUCCAGCCCGUUUCUCUCCAGAAGACAAGUACUCCAGACAAAGGAUUAUAAUUAAGAAGAGAUUUGGGCUUCUUCUAACUCAGCAACCUGAGCAAGUUCAGUAAUUUAGACACUACUUUUAAGUUAAUCUAUUUCUUUCAAAUGUAUGCAGAGUUAAAGAAAACCUAAUGAUAAUGGACAUGCUCUGUUCCAAAAGUUUGAAAUUAUUGUAUAAAAACAUCCCAGAUUUUACUGUUAAGUGAAUAAAAUAAUUUGACAAAGUA
Molecule: messenger RNA, 496 nt
Organism: Pectinophora gossypiella (pink bollworm)
Lineage: Eukaryota; Metazoa; Arthropoda; Insecta; Lepidoptera; Gelechiidae
Gene: Nop10
Product: H/ACA ribonucleoprotein complex subunit 3
Exons: 3
Coding region: 143-337 (64 amino acids)
Biological process (GO): rRNA pseudouridine synthesis; snRNA pseudouridine synthesis; ribosome biogenesis
Cellular component (GO): box H/ACA snoRNP complex; box H/ACA telomerase RNP complex
Molecular function (GO): telomerase RNA binding; box H/ACA snoRNA binding
Source: RefSeq, a predicted model, not a curated record